This is a messenger RNA of Pieris macdunnoughi, 897 nucleotides long. The record is from the annotation of a GenBank genome assembly. Lineage: Eukaryota; Metazoa; Arthropoda; Insecta; Lepidoptera; Pieridae.
AUGCAGCACGAUGAUGUUGUUUGGGCUAUUAUCAACAAAACACAUUGUUCACAUAAAGUAACCACAAAGACUCAACAUUUUUGCCGGAAUGAAUAUAACCUCACAGGUUUAUGCAGUCGUUCGUCGUGCCCUCUCGCUAACAGUAAAUAUGCAACUAUUAGAGAAGAAAAUGGUAUCAUAUAUCUAUAUAUGCGAACUGCAGAACGAUUAAUGUUUCCUGCAAAACAAUGGGAAACAGUAAAAUUAUCCAGAAACUUUGAAAAGGCUAUACAUCAAAUUAAUGAGAAUUUACUUUAUUGGCCUGCAUUUAUUAAAUCAAAAUGUAAACAAAGAUUUUUGAAAAUAACCCAGUAUCUCAUACGUAUGAGAAAACUAAAACUUAGAAGAGUAAAAGAGCUGGUACCAAUUCAGCGAAAGAUAGAGAGGCGUGAAAGACGACGUGAAGAAAAAGCAUUGGUAGCUGCCAGGAUAGACAAUGCUAUUGAAAAACAAUUGCUGGAAAGGUUGAAGAAGGGAACGUACAAUGACAUCUAUAACUUCCCACAAAUGGCUUUUGAUGCUGCACUGAAAGCAGAAGAAGUUUCUGGUGAAAGUGAAAGUGAUAAAUCAGAUGAUGAAGAAGAGGAGAGGGAGAUUGAGCCAGAACUAGAGAAUGAAUUGGAGAGGAGCAUGGAUAAAGUGGAUGAGUUUGUUGAAGCAGAUAGUGAUAUGGAAAGCGAUGAGGAUAGUGAUUCGGGCAGAAAGGUGGGUGCAGAAGUUGGUAGUGAUUUUGAGUCCGAAACGUCUGAUAUUGAGGACAUAUCCGAGAAGUUGUCCACUAGAAAGAAGCCUCGUGUUGAAAUAGAAUAUGAAACCGAACCGUCAGUUAGUAUUAAUAAGAGGAAAAUAAAACAAUGA